This is a messenger RNA of Pteropus alecto (black flying fox), 1266 nucleotides long. RefSeq lists its product as uncharacterized. Bases 1 to 561 code for a protein of 186 amino acids. The transcript has 3 exons. The record is from RefSeq and is a predicted model, not a curated record. Lineage: Eukaryota; Metazoa; Chordata; Mammalia; Chiroptera; Pteropodidae.
AUGAAGGCUUCUCAGAUUAUCAGCUGCAUGACCUUGGGCAAGUCCCUUGACCUGAACCUCAAUCUGUUCAUCUGCAGUCCGGCCGCCACUACACAGGGACCCGUGACGUCGGGCGUAGCGCGGCGUACGUCACGGCCGGUUCGCUCGUACCCGUUCAGCCCUCCAGACGAAGCAACCCGCCGCGGGCGCGCGCUCUGCCCGGAACCUCGAGCGGAGGCCAACAGUAGCGUACUUGCGCCUGCGCAGUGCCCAGCUAAGCCCUCCCUCCCCUUUCCCCAGCCCGCGGGGCGGGGCCGGGAUUCCCGGGUUGGCUUCGCCCCCAGCUCCCAGCAGCCUUUCCUGCUGCAGAGCGCGGCGUGCACGUUUGCGCACGUCGGUCUCACAGCGUCCGCGGGAUUUGCCUGUGCCCGGGAUUUGUCUGUGCCCGGGCUUUGGAGCAAAUCCCGAGAGCGUCUGCGCGUAGGCUGCGGGUCUGGAGGGGAGCCGUGGAGCAACGAGAGCCUGCGACCUACUCUAGUCCAGGCACCUGGUCUUCCUCCGUGGUCUCCCGUCAAGUACUAACCAAGCCCAACCCUGCUUAGCUGCCGAGGUCAGACUGGAUCGUCCAUCCUGUAAUUUUUAUUACAGACCCAUUAGCAGAAGUGUGAAAGACGCAGAAACAGAUAUUCAUUGACAAGUGUCAUAAUGAAAGCCUAAAUGACUAUCUGAGCUGAUGAAUAGUGGUUCGGCUGCUCUACAGAGAAUUAGGCAGCCAACACAUAGAAGGGCAGAUUGAAGGAUCUCAGAAACAGAGCUAAAUAAAUCACUUUGCCAAGGAUGUGGAGCACGGCGCAAGGAAUGCAGUUAGCAUUAAUAUGAUGGCUAGAUGGAGGGCCAGGGGAGGGAGGGAGCAAUUGGGAUUGUUUUAUGAACUAUAUAAAUGUCUAACCAAUGUACUGUAUACUUGAAACUAAAUAAAUUUUUAAAAAUCACUUUGAGGGUAGGAUUUAUGUCAGACUUCUAACUCCAUUAUCCACAGUUCCUGGCCUGACUCACAUAGCAGGAAUUCAAUAAUUACUUGUUUACUAAGUAAUCUAAAGAUGGAUUUUUCCUCAUGCCUCUUCUCACUCCUUCCCUCACCUACCACACCUGGGGACUUCAUUUACUACUGGUUCCUUAGAAACACCCUACAUGUAUAUUACUAUUCUCUUUUUUUUCUCUUCAUUCCCUUUUCACAUUGGUGACUUUCCUCUUGUUUAGACGUUAAGACUCCAGCAUCAUUGGUUA